Molecule: messenger RNA, 1513 nt
Organism: Dichomitus squalens LYAD-421 SS1
Lineage: Eukaryota; Fungi; Basidiomycota; Agaricomycetes; Polyporales; Polyporaceae
Product: acid protease
Exons: 8
Coding region: 248-1513 (421 amino acids)
Biological process (GO): proteolysis
Molecular function (GO): aspartic-type endopeptidase activity
Source: RefSeq, a predicted model, not a curated record
ACCGCGUUCCUGGAUUGACCACCUUGUAUCCUUGCGAGUCGGAGAGUGGCCGGUGCUGGGUCAGACUUGAUCUCCGCCCCUCUCUCGCACACGAAGAAAUCUCACGUCUAUCCACCGCAAGUCGGAUCGUUGGCGGCGAUGGUCAUGUCUUCAGGUCCCCAUGCCGGUCUUCCUCCUGGCCCGUCAACGCUUUUAAUGUCCGCAUGUCCUCGCCUUACCUCCACAAUCCCCCUCAGCCCUCGGUAUCAUGCUGCGCUCGCCCUUGUUAGUCGUCCUCUGCGCGGCUGCUGCAGGUCUUCCCACCUGCGCGUGCAAGCCCAUCGUGGCUGACGGCUCGCCCCUUACUCUCCCAUUCAUGCGGAGGCUCAAUAUCUCAGGUAUUCCCAGCCUCCUGCAACAUGAUCAGGCUCGCGCGAGGGCGCUCGUAGCCGCAUCAAACUCCCGUCCUACUCGAGGAAAGCGCGCACUGCCACAGGUGUUUUCCGCUUCCAUCACGGACCAGGUUGUGGACUACAUCGCGAACGUUGGAAUUGGUGUACCACCAACGUUCUACAACCUGAUCGUUGACACCGGCAGCGCAAACAUAUGGGUCGGUGCGGGGAAAGCAUACGACAGAACAUCAAGUAGUCAGCCGACCGGGCAGUCAGUGUCCGUGCAAUACGGGUCAGGCGAUUUCUCGGGCGAGGAAUUCAUAGACACCGUGACGAUCGGCAGCAUGGUGGUUCCCAACGUCAGCAUCGGUUCCGCGAGCAUCUCACAGGGCUUUGAAGGUGUCGAUGGCGUCCUCGGGCUUGGACCGCGAGAUUUGAAUGUGGGAACUCUGUCUCCUGAUCCUUCGUCGUCAGGGGUGCCGACCCUCCUCGACCAAGCCUUCAGAGAAGGCAUCAUUCCAGAAGAUAUCCUCGGGGUCUUCUUUGCACCGACCACAUCUGCAGACAAUGACCCGAACGGGGAGUUGACGUUUGGAGGUAUCGAUAGCAACAAGACCACUGAGCCUGUCUCUUUCGUACCGAUUACCACGACAUCUCCUUCGUCGGAAUUUAUUGGGUUUGAACAGUCUAUUACCUACGGCUCCAUCGCUUCGACUGCCAGUGUGAUCUUGUCCGCAACCGCGGGUAUUACUGACACUGGAACGACCCUGCUUCUCAUUGCAACUGAUGCUCUGAUGCGGUACAAGGCAGUAACAGGCGCGGUGCUUGAUAACACGACCGGGCUUCUCAAGCUCACCCUCGCCGGGUUCAAUAAUCUGAAGAUUCUGUUCUUCAACAUUGGAGGUACUACAUACGAAUUCACACCGAACGCACAGAUUUGGCCGCGCAGCCUGAACACGGUCAUUGGCGGCGAUCCAAACAGCGUCUACCUUAUUGUCUCAGAUAUCGGGACUGGAAGCGGCGAGGGUUUGGACUUCAUCAACGGAAUGGUUUUCCUGCAACGCUUCUACAGCGUCUUCGACGUUACAAACAAUCGUGUUGGGUUUGCGACCACACAGUUCACGGAUGCGGUGUCGAACUGA